GCGUUGCUGACACUGCCAUACAUAAUAUUGUCACUGAAUCAACGCAGAUAUUUUUACGGUUACUCCAACUUGUUGAGGAACACAUAUGUGACACAUUACAUACUUUUUGAGGGAUAUAUCACGAGUAAAAAGUGUCUCUUGGAGUUAAACUCUCUUAUUCUAAACAGGCAUUAUUUAAAACGGCCUAAAGAGGGGCUUUCGAAGGACCCAAACAACAUGUACCGGAUACACUGGGAGCAUGAAGUAAACAUUGGAAUCAACGCCUAAAUUCUCUGUUUUCAGGCUCACUCAGACUUCUCAGAGUUGAUAAAAUGAACAACAUGUCCCCUGAAGUUGCUCUGAACCGGAUCUCACCUGAGCUGCGGCCCUUGCUCUGCAGCGUUGUGAGAAACGGCCGAGUCGGACUGGACUCCACCAACUGUCUCCGUGUCACAGACCUGAAAACUGGCGGUACAUCCCUGACUCCUGGUCCCUGCUGUGAUCGCUUUAAACUUCACAUCCCGUACGCUGGAGAAACCCUGAAAUGGGAUAUCAUAUUCAAUGCCCGGUAUCCAGAAUUACCACCAGAUUUUAUUUUUGGAGAAGAUGCCGAGUUUCUCCCUGAACCUUCGGAACUACCACACCUGGUCCAGUGGGACGCAGGGGACCCAGAAUGUUUGCUCCAGCUGGUGAAGGAGCUCAUCCAGCAGUACCACAACUACCAGUGCCAGCGUCUGCGCGAAAGCUCCAGGCUGCUCUUCGAGUACGACAGCCUGCUGGAGGAUCCCAACUACGGCCGCAGCAUGGAGAUUUACGCUGGACGCAAGAACAGCUGGACAGGCGAGUUUUCAGCACGCUUCCUCCUCAAACUCCCCGUGGACUUCAGCAACAUCCCAGUCUAUCUCCUCAAGGACACAGCUCUGGACCCCGGAGAGGACGUCGCUCUCCUCUCAGUGAGCUUCGAGGAUGCUGAGGCGACCCAGGUCUUCCCUAAACUCUACCUGUCCCCAAGCAUUGAACAUGCUCUGGGAGGCUCCUCUGCACUUCAUAUCCCAGCAUUCCCCAGUGGAGGAUGCCUCAUUGACUACGUCCCUCAGGUGUGCCAGUUACUCACAAACAAGGUGCAGUAUGUCAUCCAAGGCUACCACAAGAGGAGAGAGUACAUCGCUGCCUUCCUCAGCCACUUUGGAACGGGCGUGGUGGAGUAUGAUGCUGAGGGAUUCACAAAACUCACACUUCUUCUUAUGUGGAAGGACUUCUGCUUCUUAGUGCAUGUGGAUCUCCCGCUGUACUUCCCCAGGGACCAGCCCACCCUCACCUUCCAGUCUGUGUAUCACUUCACCAACAGCGGCCAGCUCUACUCUCAAGUGCAGAAGUCGUAUCCCUACAGCCCCCGCUGGGACGGCAAUGAGAUGGCAAAGAGAGCCAAGGCGUACUUCAAGAGUUUUAUCCCUCAGUUCCAAGAGGGAGCCUUUGCCAACGGGAAACUCUAGUGCUCUUCAGCCUAAUGACAUGCCUGGAGAGUCGCCCGUGGGAGUGGAAGUGUGUAUGUGAGUGUGUGUCUGUGCAUGCCAUUGUGUACCUGUAAAUGAGUAUGCACAGACUUACAUUUGUGAAAUAUACUGUAAUACAGCAGUACAGUGAGAAUGACGCUGUGUGUGAGCACAGACGCUGUGAAUUUAUAGAAAUUCAACAUUUAUCUUUCUUCUAGGUUUGAUUAGAACGCACUGUGUGUAGAAGUGGACAUGUAGUCGUACAGGCACUGUAGCUAAAACCUUGAACCACAAACUCUUAAAAAAAAUCCUGAAAUGAGAGAAUAAAUUUGAGCAAACACGACUCUACGUUGUGAUACGAAGAAGUGAUGUGACGAUAAAUGUGUGAGAGCUUCCUGAGAUUGAGCUUUUCCUGCCUGGUCUGAAAAGUGACGCAAAUGCAGAAGUGCCUUCAACCUGCAUUUCCUCUGGUGGCCAGCAGGGGGCGACUCGAUCGGUUACGAAAAUAGUCAACGACCUUAUUAUUGUGAACAAAAAUAUUACCUACUUUUAGUGGAGGUAUCACCUGAGUAAACAUCUAUCUAACAAGUUUAAUGUCUCAGUUGCUAGCUUCAUAUCUUAUGCACUACAACUUGAUGCUAGUUUUAAAAAAGACCCUGUCCUGUAUUUACCAAGACGGACAUGAGGACAUAAAAAAAACCUUUUCCAACGUUCAGUUUCACCAUUAAGUUGUUUUCACUUAUGUUUAGAGCCUGUUUUUCAAAAGCCAAAAUUAGCACCACAAUGAAUCCCACAGUUACAUCAAUGAAAGAUGCACAUGGCCGACCGACCUAGUGCUAGCUUUCCAGCCAAACCUUUUCAUCCAUAUAAUGUCACUUUACACAAUCCCUGAGCAGUCAGUAACAUCAACGAGUAAUGUUGAAGUCUGAUACGCCAAACAGCAGUCAAACCCCUUAGGGCUGCGCUCACAACACUUCAUCAGGAGCAUCUGUUCGUCGUAAACAACAUAAAAACUGUAGAGCUGUAGGGACAAGUCUGAACACCUUUGAUUUUGAUACUCUUCUUUGUCUUGUGUGUGAAUUAAUCAACAUCAGUUUUGCCUUUUAGUUGUCUUCAUGUUCCAUUUGAGCCUCUGACCUCCUGUGAAGUGACAGCUCUGUAAGUUACUGAAGGAUAUGUUCUGUCCACAUUUAUAUCCAGUAAAAAAAGUCUCUAACCCUGA
Notolabrus celidotus (New Zealand spotty) is the source of this 2694-nucleotide messenger RNA. RefSeq names its product BRISC and BRCA1 A complex member 2 (gene babam2). Gene Ontology annotation, cellular component: BRCA1-A complex; BRISC complex. Gene Ontology annotation, biological process: double-strand break repair. The coding region runs from base 312 to 1472 and encodes 386 amino acids. The transcript is spliced from 12 exons. NCBI's taxonomy places the organism in Eukaryota, Metazoa, Chordata, Actinopteri, Labriformes, Labridae. The record is from RefSeq and is a predicted model, not a curated record.